Molecule: messenger RNA, 1092 nt
Organism: Trypanosoma theileri
Lineage: Eukaryota; Euglenozoa; Kinetoplastea; Trypanosomatida; Trypanosomatidae
Exons: 1
Source: RefSeq, a predicted model, not a curated record
AUGAGAUCACGUAUAUGGAAUGGAAUCUUAAUAACAGCACCAACUCUCAUCACACGAGAGAAUAAAAGCCAAACUACUACUAUAUUAGAGAAAUCCACUAGUCCUCUUCAACACCCACAAGAUAAUAUAAAACAGAGAGCUAUUAAAGCCAUGACGGUCUCUAUGUCUGUAGAAGAGUUAAAGGCGGCAGAACGGGCACAAAAUAAAGAGAAGACGACACCUUUAAAGAAUAAAGAAAAUAAAGAUCGUAAAGAAGAGGAAAAACCACCUUUAGGCAUAAGAACAAGAUUAGACGCUCAUCCAUCAUUCUCUAAGCAGGAUAAAGAGAAUAAAGAGAAGGAUAAAGAGAAUAAAGAGAAGGAUAAAGAGAAGGGGCCUAACCAAACGUCAGCGUUAUUAUCAUUAUCAUUAUCAUCAUCCUUGCCUCUACCAUCAUCAUUAUCAUCAUCAUCACGACCAUCACUACUAGAGAAAACAACAACAGCAACAACAACAGCAAGAACAACAUCAGCACCAGCACCAACAACUAGAAGUGAACCAUCAUCAUCAUCAUUAUUAGAGAAAACAACAACAACAACAGCAACAUCAGCAUCAGUACCCGCAACUAGAACUGCACCAACAUCAUUAAAACCCAAACGUCCACCACUAUUACCACAGUUGCAACUACCCUCCAGUGAUGAUGUAAAUUUAUCUAAUUCUGAACUAUCUACUCAUCAGCCGAUAGCGAAGACGCCUGUUCAUACUCCAAUAAGUGUGACUCCUGGGCAGAAGUUAAGUAUGCAUGAUAUCAUUAAGUCUCCCAUAUUACUUUCAAAGUUAGAGAAGCACCGUCAACGUUUGCGGAGUUUCGGUCUAUGGUUAGGUGAAGAUACAUACUCUGAAAACCUCAACUCUACAUCAAACCUUUCUUCUGCUUAUAGUGCUACUACUAAUAGUACUAGUGAUAUUGCUAAUACUAGUGCUAAGACUAUUGCUAGACCUACCUAUUCACCAAAAGAGAGAGCUGCGCCUCUAAAUGGCAGAUCCACUAACACCAUCAGUAAUAAUAAUAAUAAUAAUAAUAAUAAUAAUAAUAAUAAUAAUAAUAAUAAU